AACAACAGCAGCAGCAACAACGGUUACAGCAACAUAACAGCUUGUUUUAAGAAAUAUUUAUUAAAAAUUCAAACACAAUGGCCUACGACUUAAAAAAGGAGUCCGACGUCAAGGAGUAUGUGGACAAACUGGGCGUCGAAUAUCGUUUCGGCUGCUAUUCGGAAAAGAAACCGGAAGUUUGCCAUCUGCUGGGAGAUUAUCUGGAGGGCAUUAAAAAGGAUUUUGAGAAAGCAUCCAAAGUAUAUAAAUCAACAUGUGACGACUACGGUUACGCAAAAUCCUGUUACAAAUACGGCAACUAUAGCUUUCUAGGCAAGGGCAAAAGCGGAAGCAAGGGUGAACCGCGCGUUGCCUAUCAAUAUUAUGAGAAAGGCUGUAAUCUUAACGAUUCGGAUGCAUGCUUGCAUUCUGGUCUGUUGCUGGUAUCACGGUCAAUGCCCAAGGAAAUAGAUCGCAAUGUGCCAAAGGGCUUGGAGUUUCUCACAAAAAGCUGUGACAUGAACAAUGCCACCGCCUGCUUCUAUCUGUCUGGAAUGCAUAUUUCUGGUGUACAGAAGAAGCCCGAAGACAACGUUAGCAGCGCAGCAGCAACUACUACAACAACAACAGCCGCAACAGCACAGUCUGCUAAAUCGACAAAGGACUCGGAAUUCAUUGUUCUUAAGGAUAUGAAGAAAGCAUUUCAGUUCGCACACAAGGCCUGCGAGUUGCGUAACAUGUAUGCCUGUGCGAAUCUAAGCCAAAUGUAUGCACGCGGCGAUGGAAUCGAGAAGAACGAAAAGGAGGCGGAAAAAUAUAAGAAACUGGCACUGGAAAUGCAAGAGGAAGUUAAGAAGCAACAGGAGACGCUCAGUUUUCAACAGGGUGUGGGCAUGCCCAAUUGAUUUACCAAAUCAUACCUAUACUAGAAAUAGUUGACGCUCCCCUCUGUUUUCUAAUUUACAAUUCUCAUGCUUUACUCUUUUAUUUUUUUUAUGUCUGAUCGAAAGAAAUUUGUAUGUUUCAUAUAUUAUUCAGUGGUAAUACGCAAAGCUAUUGCUAAUUAACUUA
This is a messenger RNA of Drosophila busckii, 1050 nucleotides long. It is a transcript of the gene Coa7, whose product is annotated as cytochrome c oxidase assembly factor 7 homolog. The transcript is spliced from 3 exons. The record is from RefSeq and is a predicted model, not a curated record. The coding region runs from base 78 to 884 and encodes 268 amino acids. Lineage: Eukaryota; Metazoa; Arthropoda; Insecta; Diptera; Drosophilidae. Gene Ontology annotation, molecular function: protein binding. Gene Ontology annotation, cellular component: mitochondrial intermembrane space.